Molecule: messenger RNA, 2659 nt
Organism: Patiria miniata (bat star)
Lineage: Eukaryota; Metazoa; Echinodermata; Asteroidea; Valvatida; Asterinidae
Product: probable dehydratase PflD
Exons: 5
Coding region: 1-2220 (739 amino acids)
Cellular component (GO): cytosol
Molecular function (GO): catalytic activity
Source: RefSeq, a predicted model, not a curated record
AUGCCCAGAUUCUCUCUUGGUGUCGGCAAGUAUGUCAUGCCCUACUCUCGUGAAGAAGAAGAGUUUCCUUGGUUUAUGAAGGGUCUUAAUGAGGGCGGUGCCAUGGGUCACAUUGUUCCCGACCACGGAAUCGUGUUGGCCGUCGGCCUCGGCGUUUUAAAGAACCAACACCAAAUGUUAUACGCCAGAGCCCCCCGUGAACAAAAGGAUUUCUACCAGUCGGUCAUCCUGGCGCUGGAGGGAGUUCAAGAGUACAUUGAGAGCUUUGCGAACCUGGCUGAGCAAUUGGCACAAAAGGAGGAAUAUACGGCUGAAGAAAAACAAAAUCUCCGACGCAUCAACGCAAGACUGCUGAAACUGAAGACCGGCGCCCCCAGCAAUAUGCUGGAGGCCGUGCAGCUUCUGUUCUUGAUGCACUGUUCUAUGCAUCUGAUUGGCAACCCGGUUGCUAUUGGCCGACUAGACGUCCUGCUGAGUCCGUUCUACGACGAAACGACAACGCCUGAAGCUGAAGCGCAAGAGAUCUUGGACUGCCUGUGGAUAAAACUGAGUGAACGUGUCGUCAUUAACCGCCACUUUACACCAGACUUGCAUGAUCGAGGUUCCACAUCGGUGAUGUACGCUGCAACAGGUAACUUUGGUCAAGGAAGCGCCGUCAACCAGUGGGUCCAACAGAUCACCGUUGGCGGGUACCAAGCAAAUGAUGACGUCACUCCAACGACGGCCUGUAACAAACUUACUCUGCUGUGUCUGAAAUCGUCUCGCAGGAUUCCUACUAACGCCCCAUGCUUGAGUCUCAGGCUACACAAGAACAUGCCAGAGAAUAUACUGCAGGAAGCCACAAGGGCGCUUCUUAGCGGUGGUGCACAUCCGAUCCUCAUGCAUGAUGAUAGACUUGUACCGAGUCUGAUGAAUAGUGGCUCUCCUGAUGUACCCGUUAGCCUUGCGGCAGCUCGUAACUACGCAUGUGACGGAUGCUACGAGCCAAUGAUUGCGGGCGAGACCGAGUUUGCGUUUGGCAUCAUCAUUCUGCUGAACAUUCUGGAAAUGACUCUAAACGAGGGAACGCUUUAUGCCGACUCGGGGUCGGUAUAUCUUCGAGGCCUCAAAGUCUCCUAUCCAUCGCCACACUCCAGCCAAAUCAAGACGUUCGACCAGCUGAAAGAAAUCUUCCUAAAACACCUGCGAAUUCAAACUGCUCAGUUUUACAUCACGAUUCUCUCCAACUAUGGAAACCUCUGGGACAUCUGCCCUUCGCCACUUCUGUCCUCCCUCAUCCACGGCUGCAAAGAAAGCGGUCGUGAUCUUUCCAAUGGGGGAUCCAACUACCACGCAUUGGCUAUGAUGUACGUCAGUGCGUCUAACACCAUCGAUUCACUGGUUAAGAAGCUCGUGUUCGACCCAGACGAAUCCCUCACGACCUUGCCCCAACUGCUGGAAGCGCUGAAACUGGACUGGGGAUUUGAAAUGAGAGAACCGUUUUUCGACGAGCGUGCCGGGGAGGUGCGAGAGGAUGCGAACGCAGCUACCUACAAGACGCUGAGAAAGAAGGCUCUGACUUUACCAAGAUUUGGACGUGGUAAUCCAGAGGUAGACGAGAUAGCAAACUGGCUGAUGGAAAACGUGGUGUCUAUUGCCAAAGAUACGAUUCACCACCCUCCUUCCGUACUCGAUGGCAUCAUCAGUGGUAUCAAAGAGAAAUACUCCUUACCAGGCCGUCCGUUUGGUUUCGUCGUUGAACCCGGUAUUGGGACGUUCGAGGGGUACGUUCCGCAAGCAUUGGGUACAGGAGCCUCCGCUGACGGGCGCCGUAGUCGCCAGCCAUUCGCAUCGGAUCUGAGUCCGUCACCUGCACCCCAGGACAAGACCGCACAACCAGCCUCGGUCAACAUCUAUCAGGCCAUGAGAAGUUUUGAUUAUGAUUCCAUCAACAUUGGUCUGUCCAACGGGUCACCGGUCGACAUGAAUGUGAGCGAGGACUUCCCUGAGGCCAAGCUUCACGAGUUCAUACGUCACUAUGCAAAUCGCACCAAACCCAUCGGUUCCAAUUUGAUUACAGUCACAUGCGCCAAUUUGGAGACGUAUCAGAAAGCAGUGGAUGAACCUGAGCGGUACGACUUGGUCCGUGUACGCACUGGUGGCUGGUCGGAGCACUACGUGGCCAUGUUCCCCGCACAUCAAGAGCAGCACCAGCGCCGUGUUGUCUUCACACCCUUGUAGAACGGUGCGUCCAGAAUGAACGCCAUAUAGGGUGUCCCAGAAAAAAACAAACGUCCAGGCCAAAUCAAGGAACCCAGAACCUAUUUUCCCUGGUUCCCCAUGUAUAGGCAGUCUUCCUCGUGAGAAAUGAUCUGACGAUGUCAUCACAAUCAGUCAGGCAUUUAACCAGGCUGACAUUGACAUCAUGUAUGAUUUGCUUGACCGGUGCAAGUAAAUAUAUUCACGUAAGAAUACUCCCAAUCAGGAUCCGUAGGAAUAAUAUACUUUCUUGCUGUUGCGUGAUUUGGUGUGGACAGUUUGUUUCUAAUACACCCUCUUCAGGGUGGAGUCCAAAAAUGUGGAACCCAACCCAAAGAAAUAUAAUUCAUAUUUAAAAAAAAAAUAUGUGGCACCAAAAAUAAUGAUGACUGGCAAUAAGCUACUUUUAGAUGAAAAAAAA